Molecule: messenger RNA, 2947 nt
Organism: Chlamydomonas reinhardtii
Lineage: Eukaryota; Viridiplantae; Chlorophyta; Chlorophyceae; Chlamydomonadales; Chlamydomonadaceae
Exons: 19
Coding region: 169-2097 (642 amino acids)
Biological process (GO): protein folding; protein peptidyl-prolyl isomerization
Molecular function (GO): protein binding; peptidyl-prolyl cis-trans isomerase activity
Source: RefSeq, a predicted model, not a curated record
CCGAAUACCAACUAGAAACGUUGUCGAGGCCAUUGGAAGCAAGACCCAACGCACUCCAUUUGUGUUUGUGUUAGCUCGAAAGCUGCUGUGCAGUCACUAACUACAUCAUCCGUUGUAGUUGAUGAUAUUAUAGGAUAAGGAAGCUCUACAAACUGGUCGGAGCGCAAGAUGGCGGACGUGGAGGACGACACCGUUGGGCCGCCCCCACCGCCUGAGGAUGCGGAGCAGGACCAGGGCGAGCAGGAUACUGAUGUGGGCCCCAGCAUGCCCAAGCCAAAGAAGCGGAAGGUUCUGGAGUUCGAGCAGCAGUACCUGGAGGUACUGCCCUCGGCAGCCAUGUAUGAGCGCAGCUACAUGCACAGAGACACCGUGAACAACGUGGCGGUGACAUGCACAGACUUCAUCAUCACCACGUCCAUAGACGGCUUCAUUAAGUUCUGGAAGAAGCAGCCGCGCGGCAUUGAGUUCGUGAAGCAGUACCGGGCGCACGUGGGCGCGGUGGACGGCCUGGCGGUCAGCUUCGACGGCACGCUGUGCAUGACCCUGUCACGCGACCGGACAGUCAAGAUCUUCGACGUGCUCAACUUCGACCUCAUCGUGAUGAUGCGCCUCACCUUCACGCCCGGCUGCGCAGCAUGGAUCUACAAGAAAGGCGAGGCCAAGGCUCGGCUGGCCAUCUCCGACCUCAACAGCGGCAAGGUGCAUGUGUACGACGCACGGGACGGCUCGGACAAGGCGCUGGCGGAGGUGGAGGUGCACCGGGCGCCUGUGGCGGCCAUGCGCUACUGCGCGCCGCUGGACCUGGUGGUGUCCACCGACACCAAGGGCAUGAUUGAGAUGUGGUGCGGCACCAGCUACGGCCACCCGCAGCCCGACACCAGCUCGGGCCAGGCGGUGCCGCGGCUGGCGUGGAGCAGCAAGCUGGACACGGACCUGUUCGACCUGGCCAAGGCCAAGACAGUGGCCAAGUCGCUGGAGGUGAGCCGCGACGGGCAGCAGUUCGCCAUGGUGUGUGCCGACAAGCGCGUGCGCGUGUUCGCCACCCGCACCGCCAAGCUGCGGCGGGUUUACGACGAGUCGCCGGACGCAGCCAACGAGGUGCAGCGCAGCGGGGCGGAGAUGUUCCAGCUGGAGGACAUUGACUUCGGUCGCCGCAUGGCUGUGGAGCGCGAGCUGUGGAACAGCGCCGAGGAGACGCACGGCCCGCCCAAUGCAAUCUUCGACGAGUCCGGAAACUUCCUGUUCUACGCCACUCUGCUCGGCGUCAAGGUGGUCAACCUCACCACCAACAAGGUCGUGCGCGUGCUGGGCAAGGUGGAGAACUCGGAACGCUUCCUCACGCUAGCGCUCUACCAGGGCGCCUCCAGGGGCAAGUCGGGCGCGCGGCUGCGCGGCCUGCCCACGGUCGAGCAGGUGGAGAAGCUGCUGGGCGCCUCCGACCCCACCCUGUUCGCCUGCGCCUUCCGCAAGCAGCGCUUCUACAUGUUCACUCAGACGGAGCCGACGGAACCGGAGGACCCCGCGGCGCCGGGUCGCGACGUGUUCAACGAGAAGCCGGCGCUGGAGGACCUCAUCGCGGCGGAGGGCGGCGCGGCGCAGCCGGGCCACUCGCUACCACACGGCGCGCGCAUCCACACAACCAAGGGAGACAUCGUGGUGAAGCUGUUCCCGGACGAAUGCCCGCGCACCAUCGAGAACUUCACCACGCACUCCCGCAACGGCUACUACGACGGAGUGCUGUUCCACCGCGUCAUCAAGAACUUCAUGAUCCAGACAGGAGACCCGCUGGGCGACGGCACGGGCGGCGAGUCCAUCUGGGGCGGCGAGUUCGAGGACGAGUUCCACAAGGCGCUGCGGCACGACCGCCCAGGCAUCCUGUCCAUGGCCAACGCGGGGCCCGGCACCAACGGCUCGCAGUUCUUCAUCACCACUGUGCCCACGCCCUGGCUGGACAACAAGCACACGGUGUUCGGGCGGGUGAUCAAGGGCAUGGACGUGGUGCUGGCCAUUGAAAAGACACGCUGCAACAAGGACGACAAGCCGCUGGAGGACAUAAAGAUUCUCAACAUCGUGCCCGUGGAGACGGUGGAGGACUAGCGGCCGGGGGCGACACAGAGGCGGCAGGGGAGUGGUAACAGGGCUAGGGGGCGGGAGGGCCAGGGCGGGCACGUGCGUGGCGCCGAGGUGGGAGGGCUGGGCCGAGCGUGCGUGUGCUGGGUGUGUUCAUGCGUGUGUUCGUGUGUCAUGUCCAGAUUCAAAGUGCCGUACCCGAGGCCGCACUGUGGCGGGGGCGCGGGAGAGGCAGUAGGGGAUGUGACACAGCGCGGCUGCUAUGCGUUAUGGUGUUGUGUUCAACGACCGGUCAGGAACUCAGGGACUGGAGUUGACACAGACUCGAGACUGGAUGCGGCACGCAGGCAGGACUGGAGACAGGACUGACUACGUGCGGCUCACGGUGUAGAUGAAGGGCGUCGGCGUGAGGGCUCCCUGCGCUUGGCCGCAUGCCGGUGUGCGGCGAUGAGCGCUGAGGGAUGUGCGGCGGCAAGUUGGGGGGAAGGGAAAGGGCCGAAGGGGCUUGCAGGACCGCCGCCGGUGUCGCAGCGUGUGUCUGCUAGGAAUGCAGGGCCGGCGUGCUGCUGCGGCACCGCUGGGGCGCGGCUGGUGAGAUGGUGUUCAAAGGUUGUUAGGAGGCAGGAGGAGGCAGGAGCUGUGCAGGCAGCGUUUGCUGGGUGGCGCGAGGGCGCGCGGCUUGGGCCCCAGCUGCUGGCGGAACCCAUAAAUAGUAGCGGUUGUGUAUUGCAACAAAUGUAUUCUGUUGGUGAUUCUCAGUCGUGUCAGGCGUUGCUGCUGUUUGGCCUUCAGCCCCGGAGCACACCGGAGGUGGAAACACCCAGCGUUGCCGGCUUGCCGCAGGGGGUUAGGCAGCUGUAUGUAACAGGCUUACUGU